Messenger RNA from Paramecium sonneborni, 568 nucleotides. The record is from the annotation of a GenBank genome assembly. NCBI's taxonomy places the organism in Eukaryota, Ciliophora, Oligohymenophorea, Peniculida, Parameciidae.
UUUGUUAAAUAAAUAUUUUUAAUGGAAAUUGAAUACGAACAAAAUCCAAUACAACAAUCUCAAGAUCUUCAUAAAAAUACCUCAGUAAUACUUAUAAUAAUAUUAUUUAGUAUUAUAAUUCUGGAUUAGCAUUAUCAGAAGAAGCUAGGAAAUUACUAAAUGCCCAAUAAUUAAUAACAUCUGGAGGUAAUCCUUAAUUGAUACAGGAAAGAAUUAGAAGUCCAGAUAAAUAAACUAAAAGUAUUAUAAAAUAUAAAUUCAUGAAUGAUGGAAUGUGGAUGAAGUAAUAUUUCUAUUUAAUAUUUCUAGAAUAUUAAUAGAUAGAAAUGAUUAUCCAGAAAUUAUUGACACACCUAUCAUAGCUAUGAAUGCUGAAUUUUAAAUUGAUGGAUUUGAGUUUACAAUCAAUGUAAAUGAAUUGGUUGAAUACGCUUUAAAAAUUACUAGAACUAGAGAAAAAAUAGUACCAGAAAAAUCUAAAAUAUAUGAAAGAAAAAAUUAUAUCUACAUCGCUCUUUACAAACAAAAAGAAGGUGACUGGUGGUCUUUAAAAUACUGACAAUAUAAC